AUGGACGACAGCUUGUACGAUGAGUUCGGCAACUACAUCGGACCGGAAAUGGAGUCCGACCAGGAUUCCGACAGAGAUUCCGACGCCGAUGCUGACGACCACACCGACGCGCAGUCCGACGGCGGCGCCCCGUCGGACGGUGAGAAUCCCAGCAACGGGUGGAUGACGACGAUCUCGGAGGACUUGGAGAACCAGGUGGUCCUGGCGGAGGACAAGAAGUACUACCCCACCGCGGAGGAGGUGUACGGAGACGACGUGGAAACCCUAGUCAUGGACGAGGAUGAACAGCCCCUGGAGCAACCUAUCAUUAAGCCCGUGAGGAACAUUAAGUUCGAGGUGGGAGUGAAGGACUCCUCCACCUACGUCUCCUCUCAGUUCCUCCUCGGCCUCAUGUCGAACCCGACGCUUGUGCGCAACGUGGCGCUGGUGGGGCACUUGCAGCACGGGAAGACCGUGUUCAUGGACAUGCUCGUGGAGCAGACGCAUCACAUGUCAACUUUCGAUCCUCAGAGCGAGAAGCACACUCGGUAUACGGACACUCGAAUUGAUGAGCAGGAGAGGAGGAUUUCGAUCAAGGCUGUUCCCAUGUCGCUUGUGCUGGAAGAUAGCAACUCCAAGUCGUAUCUGUGUAACAUCAUGGACACGCCUGGCCAUGUUAAUUUCUCUGAUGAAAUGACCGCGGCUUUGAGACUUGCCGAUGGCGCUGUAUUGGUUGUGGAUGCUGCCGAAGGAGUCAUGGUAAACACUGAAAGGGCAAUACGUCAUGCAAUUCAGGAGCGGUUGCCGAUUGUAGUUGUAAUUAAUAAGGUUGACAGGCUUAUAACUGAACUUAAGUUGCCACCGAAGGAUGCUUAUCAUAAACUAAGACAUACUUUGGAGGUUAUUAAUACUCACAUAUCUGCCGCCUCCUCGAUUGCUGGUGAUGUUCAAGUUGUGGAUCCGGUUGCUGGAAAUGUUUGUUUUGCUAGUGCUACUGCUGGGUGGUCCUUCACGUUGCAAUCAUUUGCUAAGUUGUAUGGGAAGCUGCAUGGAAUUCCUUUGGAAGCUAAUAAAUUUGCUGCUCGACUGUGGGGAGACUAUUAUUUUCAUCCGGAUACUAGAGCCUUCAAAAAGAAACCCCCUGCCAGUGGAGGGGAGCGAUCUUUUGUAGAGUUUGUGUUGGAACCUCUUUACAAGAUAUAUAGCCAAGUAAUCGGGGAACAUAAAAAGAGUGUAGAGACAACACUUGCUGAACUGGGAGUCACACUAAGUAAUGCGGCCUACAGAUUAAAUGUCAGACCUUUGCUAAGGUUGGCAUGUAGCUCAGUUUUUGGUCCAGCUUCAGGUUUCACUGAUAUGCUUGUUCAGCAUAUACCUUCCCCUAGGGAUGCUGCAAUUAAGAAAGUUGACCAUAUAUAUACUGGGCCCAAAGACUCGUCCAUUUACAAAGCCAUGGUACAGUGUGAUGCUUAUGGCCCCUUAAUGGUUAAUGUGACCAAAUUGUAUCCAAAAUCUGAUUGCAGUGUGUUUGAUGCCUUUGGUAGAGUUUAUAGUGGCAAGAUACAGACAGGACAGACUGUACGGGUUCUGGGAGAAGGAUACUCACCAGAUGAUGAGGAGGAUAUGACUGUUAAAGAAGUAACUAAGUUGUGGGUGUAUCAAGCUCGAGAUAGGAUGCCAAUAGCUGAGGCUCCUCCUGGUUCUUGGGUUCUAAUUGAAGGUGUGGAUGCUUCAAUCAUGAAAACUGCCACCCUUUGUAAUGUGGAUUAUGAUGAAGAUGUGUAUAUAUUCCGGCCUCUUCAGUUCAAUACACUGUCAGUGGUAAAAACAGCUACCGAGCCGUUAAAUCCAAGUGAGUUACCAAAAAUGGUGGAGGGCCUCAGAAAAAUAAGCAAAAGUUAUCCCCUUGCAGUUACUAAAGUAGAGGAAUCUGGUGAGCACACUAUAUUAGGAACUGGGGAGCUGUACCUGGAUUCAAUAAUGAAGGACCUUAGAGAGCUCUAUUCUGAAGUAGAAGUCAAGGUAGCAGAUCCUGUUGUCUCAUUUUGUGAAACUGUUGUUGAAUCUUCAUCAAUGAAAUGCUUUGCUGAAACACCAAACAAGAAGAAUAAAAUAACUAUGAUCACUGAGCCAUUAGAAAGAGGCCUUGCAGAGGACAUAGAGAAUGGUGUUGUUAGCACUGACUGGAAUAGAAAGAAACUAGGUGAAUUUUUCCAGACAAAAUAUGACUGGGAUCUUCUUGCUGCACGGUCAAUAUGGGCAUUUGGCCCUGAUAAGCAGGGCCCCAAUAUUCUGUUAGACGACACUCUUCCAACUGAAGUUGACAAAAAUCUGCUGAAUGCUGUGAAAGAUUCCAUUGUUCAGGGAUUUCAGUGGGGUGCACGAGAAGGACCUCUGUGUGACGAGCCCAUCAGAAAUGUUAAAUUCAAGAUUGUUGAUGCAAGGAUUGCCCCUGAACCACUUCAUCGGGGAUCUGGCCAGAUCAUUCCCACGGCUCGGCGAGUGGCUUAUUCAGCCUUCCUCAUGGCUACUCCCCGGCUUAUGGAACCUGUAUAUUACGUGGAGAUUCAAACACCAAUAGAUUGUGUAUCUGCAAUCUACACUGUAUUAUCUCGAAGGCGUGGACAUGUUACUGCUGAUGUUCCUCAGCCAGGCACGCCAGCCUAUAUAGUUAAGGCAUUUUUGCCCGUGAUAGAAUCUUUUGGAUUUGAGACAGACUUGAGAUACCAUACACAAGGUCAAGCGUUUUGCCUGUCAGUCUUUGAUCAUUGGGCUAUUGUUCCUGGAGAUCCUCUGGACAAAAACAUUGUUUUGCGCCCACUUGAACCAGCACCUAUCCAGCAUCUUGCCCGUGAGUUUAUGGUGAAGACAAGACGGAGAAAGGGAAUGAGUGAGGAUGUAAGCAUAAAUAAGUUCUUCGAUGAGGCUAUGAUGGUGGAACUGGCUCAGCAGGCAGCAGACCUUCAUCAACAAAUGAUAUGA
This is a messenger RNA of Sphenostylis stenocarpa, 2961 nucleotides long. The record is from the annotation of a GenBank genome assembly. Lineage: Eukaryota; Viridiplantae; Streptophyta; Magnoliopsida; Fabales; Fabaceae.